CUUUGUCCGAACAUUCGCUCGUGCUUAUUGGCUGAGCCGAAGAUGCUUUCUCAUUGGUUAUUUCUAUUUAAGCUUCUUUUAUUCGUCGAAGAUUCAGUCCGCGAUAGAUAUACGACUGAUACGGAAGGGUGAUAGUUCUCGUUCGUAAUUUUAUUGUUAAAUAUUUAAAAUAUGGUGAUUGCUAUAGGUUUCGAGGGUAGUGCGAAUAAAUUAGGUAUCGGAAUUAUACGUGACGAUGAGGUUUUAUCCAAUGUACGACGUACUUACAUCACACCACCGGGCGAAGGAUUUUUGCCACGUGAAACUGCGGAGCAUCAUCGAAAAUGCGUACUCGAGGUUCUCAAGGAAGCAUUGAACAAUGCGAAAAUUUCUAUGAAAGAGAUCGACGUCAUAUGUUAUACAAAAGGGCCAGGAAUGGGUGGUCCUUUGACAGUUGCUGCAUUAGUGGCUCGUACGAUGGCUCAGCUUUAUAACAAACCGAUUGUGGCGGUUAAUCAUUGCGUGGGUCAUAUCGAAAUGGGUCGUUUGAUUACCGGUAGUAAGAAUCCUACCGUGUUAUAUGUGUCAGGUGGGAAUACGCAAAUUAUUGCAUACUCUCGUCAAAAAUAUCGUAUAUUUGGAGAAACAAUAGAUAUUGCUGUUGGCAAUUGUCUAGAUCGUUUUGCAAGAUUGUUGAUGCUUUCCAAUGAUCCUAGUCCAGGAUACAACAUUGAACAGCUUGCGAAAAAGGGAAAGAAAUUAGCUCCAUUGCCAUAUGUGGUAAAAGGAAUGGAUGUAUCUUUCUCUGGGAUAUUAAGUCAUAUCGAGGAACACCUUUCUAAUUGGAUCAAGAACGAAGAAUAUACAUCCGAAGAUUUGUGCUUCUCUUUACAAGAAACGGUUUUUGCCAUGCUGAUCGAAAUCACUGAAAGAGCGAUGGCUCAUGUGGGAGCAAACGAGGUAUUAAUUGUGGGUGGUGUUGGAUGUAACGAAAGACUACAGGAAAUGAUGUCUAUCAUGUGCAAGGAAAGAAAUGCAACAUUGUAUGCAACUGACGAAAGAUUUUGUAUUGAUAAUGGCGUUAUGAUCGCUGUCGCGGGAUCGUUGCAAUAUAAGACCGAUGGUUCUACUCCUUGGAUCGAGACUACCUGUAUACAAAGGUAUAGAACUGACGAUGUACACGUUACGUGGAGAACAUAAGAUGUUGAAGUUGAAUAAAAAUAUUUUAUGAUUAUUUUA
Molecule: messenger RNA, 1218 nt
Organism: Vespula pensylvanica (western yellowjacket)
Lineage: Eukaryota; Metazoa; Arthropoda; Insecta; Hymenoptera; Vespidae
Gene: Tcs3
Product: probable tRNA N6-adenosine threonylcarbamoyltransferase
Exons: 4
Coding region: 172-1179 (335 amino acids)
Biological process (GO): tRNA threonylcarbamoyladenosine modification
Cellular component (GO): cytoplasm; EKC/KEOPS complex
Source: RefSeq, a predicted model, not a curated record